Messenger RNA from Ceratotherium simum simum (southern white rhinoceros), 4672 nucleotides. The record is from RefSeq and is a predicted model, not a curated record. NCBI's taxonomy places the organism in Eukaryota, Metazoa, Chordata, Mammalia, Perissodactyla, Rhinocerotidae.
GAGUGUUGAGGCAGCUGAUUUUGAAUAAGAGAGAGAGAGACCGGGACGGAGACAGAGAGACAGAGAGAGAAAGACUAUUUAUCUUGAAGUCUUUAUUGUUCAGGCAUUGGAUAAAAUGGUGCCCACCAUUUUUCUGAGCACCUUUUUGCUUCAUUUUACUGUUGCUGUGGCUUCAAAACCGCAAUAUAUCCUAUGGAUCUCCUCUGUGAUACAGAGUCAUUCUACAGAAAAGGCUUGUCUCCACCUUAUAAAUCUUAAUGAAUCUCUAUCCUUGAGCGUUGUCUUAGAAUAUGAUGGAUUCAAUACCACCAUUUUUGACCAGUCAGUGGAAGAGGAUAACUUCUAUGCUUGUGCAAAUUUCAAGGUUUCUCAGAAGUCCUCGGAACAGUUGGCUUUUGUGACAUUGUUGGCUAAGGGAGAUACUCUUAAAAUUUAUGAGAGGAGAUCUGUAGCACUUACUUCAGAAGAGACGGUAACCUUUGUGCAGACAGAUAAACCCAUCUAUAAACCUGGAGAGAAAGUUCGAGUUCGCAUUGUGACACUGGAUACCAAGUUCAUACCUAUUGAGGAUCUGUUUCCUUUGAUCACACUUCAGGAUCCUCAAGACAAUAGGAUUUUUCAAUGGCAAAAUGUGACUUCUUUUCAAAAUAUUACCCAACUCUCGUUCCAGUUGAUUUCAGAACCAAUGUUUGGAGAUUACUCUUUUGUUGUGAAAAGAAAAUCAGGAAAGAUGGUGACACACCAAUUUACUGUUGAUAGAUAUGUGUUGCCGAAGUUUGAAGUUAAGGUCAGUGCGCCACAAACAGUAACUAUUUCAGAUGAUGAAUUUCAAGUGGAUGCAUGUGCUGAGUACACCUAUGGCCAACCUGUGCAAGGGAAAGCCCAAAUCCGAGUGUGCAGAGAAUUUUCUUCCUCUAGGAAUUGUGAGAAUGACAACAAUGAAAUAUGUGAACAAUUUAUUGCACAGUUGACUAAUGGUUGUGUUUCUCAAAUUGUAAAUACAAAAGUCUUCCAACUCUACCGUUCUGGACUUUUCAUGUCAUUUUAUGUCACUGUAACUGUUACGGAAUUCGGGACAGGUGUGCAGAUCAGUGAAAAGACUUCCAUUUCUAUCACUCAAUUGCUUGGGAGUGUGAACUUUGAGAACAUGGACCCUUUCUAUAGAAGAGGAAUUUCUUAUUUUGGAACUCUUAAAUUUACUGGUCCUAAUAAUGUACCGAUGGUGAACAAGUUAUUGCAAUUGGAGCUUGCUGACAAACUUAUAGGAAAUUACACCACAGAUGAGAACGGUGAAGCUCAAUUUUCCAUUGACACUUCAGAUAUAUUCGAUCCACAGCUCAACCUGAAAGCCACAUAUAUUCGACCUCAAACCUGUUAUCUUCCCAGCUGGUUGACACCUGAGUAUGUGGAUGCUUAUUUCACAGUUCCACGCUUUUACUCCCGAACCAACAGCUUCCUGAAGAUUGUACCUGAACCAAAGCAGCUUGGAUGCAAUCAACAGAAGAUUGUGACUGUGCAUUACUUGCUGAACAGUGAAGCAUAUGGGGAUGAUUCCAGUAUAAAUUUCUUUUAUUUGAUAAUGGUAAAAGGAGCUGUCUUCCUCAGUGGACAAAAAGAAAUCAGAAACAAAGCCUGGAAUGGAAACUUCUCGUUCCCUAUCAACAUCAGUGCUGAUCUGGCUCCUGUGGCUGUUGUGCUGGUCUACACCAUUCACCCCAGCGGGGAAAUUGUGGCUGACAGUGUCAGAUUCCAGGUUGACAAGUGCUUUAAAAACAAGGUUAGCAUAAAGUUCUCUAAGGAGCAGGGCCUACCUGGCUCUGAUAUUGGUCUCUGUCUUCAAGCAGCCCCUGACUCAUUCUGUGCGCUCCGGGCUGUGGACAAAAGUGUUCUUCUCCUGAAAUCGGAAAAGCAGCUGUCAGCUGAAAGUGUAUACAACCUGCUUCCAAAUAUAGAACUACAUGGUUAUUUCUAUCAUGGUCUCAACCUUGAUGAUGGCAAGCUAGACCCUUGCAUUCCUCAGAAGGAUAUAUUUUACAAUGGUUUAUAUUAUAUACCUGUAAGCAACAACGGGGAUGGAGACAUCUAUGAUAUUGUCAAGGAUAUGAGUCUGAAAGUCUUUACUAAUCUCCAUUACCGGAAACCAGAAGUAUGUUCAGUGGAGAGGAUGCCGUUGGUGAGGCCAUUAUAUCUAGGACCAGGAGGCUCUGCACUGAUGUACAGUGUCCCAUCUAGAAUUGCAUUGGACAUUUUUCUUUUAGCUAGUGGAGUCAUGGAGGAGAAUUUUAACCCCGUAGAACAGGCUAUAAUGGAAACAGUAAGAACAAACUUUCCAGAGACAUGGAUAUGGGACCUCAUCAGUGUCAAUUCCUCAGGUUCAGCAAAUCUUUCAUUCCUCGUCCCUGACACCAUAACCCAAUGGGAGGCAAAUGGCUUCUGUGUGAAUGGUGAUGCUGGAUUUGGCAUUUCGUCAACAACUACUCUGGAAGUCUUCCAGUCUUUCUUUGUUGAAAUGACCUUGCCCUUUUCAGUUGUUCGAAAUGAACAAUCUGAUUUGAUUGUCAAUGUCUUCAGCUACCUGAAUUCAUGUGUAGAGAUAUCUGUUCAACUGGAAGCGUCUCCGAAUUUCGAGGCAAAUAUCAGCACCCCCAAAAACAAUGGCAGUGAAAUUAUCCAAGCUGGAGAAAGGAAAACAUAUGUCUGGACUCUUAAACCUAAGAAACUAGGUGAAAUCAACAUCACUGUAGUUGCUGAGUCCAAACAAAGUAGUUCUUGCCCAAGUGACGCAACUGAGCAGCAAAAUCUACACUGGAAAGACACUGUGAUCAAAAGUUUGUUGGUAGAGCCUGAAGGUAUUGAAAAAGAAAUGACUCAAAGUUUCCUUAUCUGUACAAACGGUACCAAAGCCUCCAGGCAGAUAGUUUUGAACUUGCCAAACAGUGUAGUAGAAGGAUCAGCCAGGGCCUUUUUCACUGUUGUGGGGGAUAUUCUAGGACUUGCAAUGCAGAACCUGGAGAAUCUUCUCCAAAUGCCCUAUGGAUGUGGAGAGCAGAAUAUUGCCCUACUGGCAUCUGAUACCUAUAUCCUUGACUAUCUGAAAGCUACUAAGCAAUUGACAGAGGAAGUUAAAUCUAAGGCUAUCUUUUUCUUAUCCAACGGUUAUCAAAAGCAGUUGUCUUUCAAAAACUUUGAUGGUUCAUAUAGUGUGUUUUGGCACAGGAAUCAAGAAGGAAGCAUAUGGCUCAGUGCUCUUACUUUUAAGACAUUAGAGGGAAUGAAGAAAUAUGUUUUCAUUGAUGAACAAGUUCAAAAACAGACCUUGAUCUGGCUUGCAAGCCAACAGAAAGGAAAUGGCUGCUUUAAAAGCGAUGGCAAGUUUUUCAACAAUGCCUGGGAGAGUGGAGAUGAAGAGGACAUUUUACUCACUGCGUAUAUUGUUGGAGCGUUCCUGGAAGCUGGGCUCGAUUUAACUUUUCCUGCUCUACGAAAUGGGCUCUUUUGCCUAGAGGAGGCGUUGGAAAAUGGCAUCACUAACGGCUAUAAUCAGGCAGUUCUAGCUUAUGCUUUUGCAUUAGCUGGAAAAGAGGAGCAAGUGGAAUCCUUACUCCAGAUCCUGGAUCAAUCUGCUACAAAAAUAAAUAAUGUGAUAUAUUGGGAAAGAGCAAAGAAACCCGAGACGGAAGCAUCCUCAUCCUUUAUUCCUCGAGCACCUUCUGCUGAGACUGAGAAGACUUGCUAUGUGCUGUUGGCUGUCGUUUCCCAGAAAACUCCUGACCUGACCUAUGCUAGUAAGAUUGUGCAGUGGCUUGCCCAACAGAUGAAUUCCCAUGGAGGAUUCUCUUCCACUCAGGACACUGCCGUCUGUCUCCUUGCCGUAACCCGCUACAUGAAGCUCACAUUCUCUAAUGGUCAAAACACCGUCACCUUUAGCGGUGAAGAAUCCAGUGAGACUUUCCAGGUUAACAGUGACAACCGCUUGCUAGUCCAACGUUCAGAACUAAGAAAAGUGCGUGGACAAUACGCAGUAGUCGUGGAAGGACAAGGUUGUACAUUUAUCCAGGCCAGCCUAAGGUACAAUGUGCUUCUACCUAAGACGGCAUCUGGAUUUUUCCUUUCCUUGGAAAUGGUAAAGAACAACUCUUCAGAUACGUUCCAGAGUAAUUUCGACCUGACAGUAACCCUCAGAUAUACUGGAAUUCGCAAUAACUCCAAUAUGGUUGUUGUUGAUGUAAAAAUGCUAUCAGGAUUUACUCCAGUCAUGGCAUCCACUGAGGAGCUUGAAAACAAUGGCCAAGUGAUGAAGACUGAAGUCAAGAAUGACCAUGUUCUGUUCUACUUGGAAAAUGUUUCUGGUACAGCAAAGAGUUUCACUUUCUCUGUUGAGCAAACCAACCGUGUGUCCAACAUUCAGCCAGCCCUAGUCAUAGUCUACGAUUAUUAUGAAAAAGAUGAAUAUGCUUUUGUUUCUUACAAUAUCAACAAUGUUUCAGUUUCCUAGUGAGACAAAACAACGCACAGGACAAGGUGGAAUGCUAUUUACUUUGAACAAACUCACUCUUCUGUAUCAAACCUGGAAGAAAAUCAUGAACCACCUCACAUCCUGAAUAGUCUGCAAUAUGCUAUGACUUCUUAUCAGAUUUUAUUUCUCUAUUACUCCAUUAAAUACUAUGAUUUU